AGACAACAGAUAUAAGUUGCGAUGGGAGAGGAGCGUCGGAUUUGGUGUGUAUUCCCCAUUUCCAAUUAUAGAUGGAUCAUUACAGACAGCGGAGUCCUGAGAAGCCAGACAUCUGCUCCUCACAUGAAUGCACUCACCUCCUAGAGACCAGGCUGCCAUCAUGCUCUGGAAGCUCGUGGAGAAUGUCAAGUACGAAGAUAUCUAUGAGAUGUUAGUCCACACCUAUUCAUCCAUGGACCGGCACGAUGGCGUCCCGAGUCACAGCUCGAGGCUCUCUCAGCUGGGCUCCGUGUCCCAAGGACCCUACUCCAGCGCCCCGCCACUGUCCCACACCCCGUCAUCGGACUUCCAGCCCCCCUACUUCCCGCCCCCCUACCAGCCGCUCCCCUACCACCAGAGCCAAGACCCCUACUCACAUGUCAACGACCCCUACUCCCUGAAUCCACUGCAUCAACCCCAGCAGCACCCCUGGGGACAACGGCAGCGGCAAGAAGUGGGCUCGGAAGCCGGCUCUCUGCUGCCCCAGCCUCGGGCAGCCUUGCCUCAGCUCUCAGGCCUCGACCCCAGGAGGGACUACCACUCGGUCCGCCGGCCGGACGUGCUGCUACAUUCGGCGCACCACGGCCUGGACGCAGGCAUGGGCGACAGCCUCUCCUUGCACAGCCUCGGCCACCCUGGCAUGGAAGACGUCCAGUCAGUUGAAGAUGCCAAUAACAGCGGCAUGAAUCUAUUGGACCAGUCUGUCAUUAAAAAAGUUCCUGUUCCACCCAAAUCUGUGACUUCUCUAAUGAUGAAUAAAGAUGGCUUCUUGGGAGGCAUGUCGGUCAAUACCGGCGAGGUAUUUUGCUCAGUCCCGGGCCGUUUGUCUCUGCUCAGUUCAACCUCAAAGUAUAAAGUAACUGUGGGAGAAGUUCAGAGAAGGCUUUCGCCCCCGGAAUGCCUCAAUGCAUCUCUCCUUGGCGGCGUCCUCAGAAGAGCCAAAUCGAAAAAUGGGGGGAGAUCUUUGCGAGAAAGGCUAGAAAAAAUCGGUUUGAAUUUACCCGCGGGCAGGCGCAAAGCAGCGAAUGUCACGUUACUCACCUCCCUGGUGGAAGGAGAAGCUGUCCACCUAGCUCGCGAUUUUGGGUACAUUUGUGAAACAGAGUUUCCGGCUAAAGCUGUCUCUGAAUAUUUGAACAGACAGCACACGGAUCCCAGUGACCUGCACUCCCGAAAGAAUAUGUUGCUGGCAACCAAGCAACUUUGUAAAGAAUUUACGGAUCUGCUGGCUCAGGACCGGACACCGAUCGGGAACAGCCGGCCCAGUCCCAUCCUGGAGCCGGGGAUCCAGAGCUGCCUCACGCAUUUCAGCCUCAUCACGCACGGCUUCGGCGCCCCGGCCAUUUGCGCAGCGCUCACGGCCCUGCAGAACUAUCUCACCGAGGCGCUCAAAGGCAUGGACAAGAUGUUCUUGAACAACACCACCACUAACAGGCACACGUCUGGGGAAGGCCCAGGUAGUAAAACUGGCGACAAGGAGGAGAAACACAGGAAAUGAAAAAAAAAAGUUUAAAAAAGAAGGAAACAUGUUUUAAAUACAAAAGGAAAACAGAAAAAUUAAUUUUAGCUUUAAAAUAUUGGAUUGGCUCUGGAAGAAUUAUAUUAGGUAGAAUAUACUUACAAUCAAAAUUUUAAAAAAAGAAAGCUAAAUAACAUUUUUUAAAAAAAAAUCCUGAGGCAUACAGCGGAGCAACAAUAUCGGUUCUCAGUGUCUAUUUCAAGAUACACUUGGAGACAACCGUCCGGAUUUUCCACUUCGGUUCUUUCGAGCUUAGUAAUACUGAUAAUAAAAGAAAACAAUGAUUCCCCAUUUGGAAAACAAACCUAAGACUAAACAUGAGAAAACGCUAACUUAUUGGAAGAAAAUCGGAGAAACGUUGGUGUCAGAGCUUUGAGAGCUGGUUGACUGAGACGCAUGAACUUUUUAAUUUUUAAUGUUUUUUUAGGAAACUUUGGUAGUCCCCAUUCUCCAUUUCACCUGGCCCCUCUCCCACCCACCCUUUUCUAUGUAGCCCUCCUUCCUGAUACUGUUGUGGGGUCCUGUGGGAUGCAAAUGAGUAUAGCCCUUUUGCGUGGUUUCCGUCCCUGUGCUCCCUGGCCCAGCCUGUGUUACUAACUCACCAUGCCCUGUUCCCCCGAGGUUUGUGAAGUAGGGAGGGGCUGGGGGCGGGGGGCUGCAGCUUUGGGAGACGUGGCCGGGCAGAGGCUCCCAUGGCUGUGGAAAAUCAGGACCAAUAAGCUGAUUCAGACUCAUCAUCCAUUCCUUUCAGAAAUAUUACUAGUUCCCAGCCUUCCCAGCAUCUGCAUACCGAGAAUCUUGCAUUUGUUAUAUUUGUGUCAUCUACCAAUUUUAAGAACUAUAGUAAAACAAACAAACAAGCCAAAACAGUAUGAAUACGUUGAUUAGUAUGUAAUCCCUUCGGAGGGGUAUGUACCAUUUCAUUCUCUUCUGUUUUCCAAAGCUCUGCCCGCAUGGUUUAUGAGCUUCUUCAAAGAGGACUUGGGCUUUCUACACAAUCUAUAAGGUACUGAGAAAAAAAAUUCCAAUCCUUUUUAAUCAAAGCUUGUGUGUCAGAAUUCUGCAGGUGCACUUCUUUAAAGAAGCUCAAAGGGAAUAAAUAGAAAGUGGCCAGUAUGGUGGAAGCAGCUUUGAGUCUCCUUGCUAACAUACUCAACACCAGAAUUCCAGCGGGGGUAGAGCUGUGAAAAGCAAAUUUUAGGGGAAAAGUGUAGGGGUUCUUGGAACCCUGUAUUCUAACAGUAUUGCCCUUACUUAAAAUAGACUUAAUUUCCCCAGGCUCUUCGGCGAUUGCUGUUUUAAUGAGAGGGGGGAAAACGCAGCUUUUCUAGUGAGGUGGGGAAGAAAGUGACACAAACUCUCAUGUUUCUGCAACAAUUGCUUUCUUACAAGAUGCUUUAUGAGUAAGGCACUUUCCCCGCCCAGAGGUGCACUUGUUUUGGCAUAUAAUGGUAAAAUAAUGCAUAGUGAAAGGCAAUGUAGUUCAGCUUUGAAUUUUGCCACUGGGACUAUUCCCGGUGGAUAAAGUUUCAUGCAUCUAAUAUUUCCCACUCUGGCAGCCCAGAUCCUUUCUGGGGCUCCAUCUUAGUGUUAUCAUCAAAUAAAAUCUGGAUUCCAUUAUCAGAGGUUCCCAAGAGCAGUGAGAAAUUCCCUGGGGUCGCGGUGGGUGAGACAGGUCUCUAAAUUUAGUGUAGAUACAAGCACCUCUUUUAAACAAGGUGUGCAGGACCUCUGCAACAUCCCUUGAUGACAAUCCAGAUGUUGUUCUGGAGGAUUUAUCGACAGAACAAAUUUAUAUCACCUGUGCCCUCAUUUUUUUCACAAACCCCUCCCGCCCCCUGCCUUGGGUGAAGGUGAGGGUUGGGCUUUAGGAACCUGCUGAGAGCUAUGCUGGGGAAGGGGCUGGGGGUAAUUAGAGAGCUGGUUUCAGGUGACUAGGAGGUCCGAAAAGAAAAGACUGCAGUUCCUCUUCUCUUAGCUCCUCCUCAAGCCUGUGGGUGUGCAGGGAGCAGCUCUAGACGUGUUCGGAGGAAUGCAAAGGCCAGGAACAAGGCAUUAUGGAAAGUGUAGCCACUCGUCUCUCCCCAGUUGAGAAGCCUGCAGCUUUGUCCGAGGGCCUGGACGCUUGCGUUAGAUGUGUUCGGAUUGCCCAGGGCCCGGAGAAACCACACUGAAAACCGUCGUCUCCUUUCCUUGCAGGGCAACGCGCCCCACGCGUGUGACCUGCGAGAGACGCGAUGGACGCGCCUCGCUCUUACUGUGCAGGUCCUGAGAUCGGUGGGCCGCUCGCGCCCAGUCGUGUUGAGGACAUAGAAUCAGCCACUGCAGGGGCCGCCGGCCGCACCGGCCCUUCGCGCUCUCGGUCUCACCCUAAGGGCUAAGGCGACCGAGAAUGCCCCGCGCUCCAGUAGGUAAAGGGGCGGCGCCCCGCGGACUGCAGGCGGGGAGGGGUCCCAGGGCUGUGUACGCCCUUUGCCACCCGCGGUCACUCCGGGAGCCCGCUCUCGGACGAAGAGUGGCCUAGAAAUGUCCAAGGAAUCAGAAGCUUUCCCCUUCUCUCAGUCAGGACGGAAAUUCUCUCCACGCUCACGCUCCUUAGGAGGGAGACUGAACGAGAAUGGUAUCACUUAGGGGUAUCACUUGUCCUUGCAGGCUCCCUCUUCCCUCGCCCUCCUCGGUGCAUUAAUCUAGACCGGGUCGGGUGUGCCCCCGCCCUCCCCGCAGCCCGCCGCGUGCAGUGGCCCUCGGUCCCCUCCUUCCCUCUUUUCAAGUAGGAUCCCCGCCCUCACCCUGUUGGUUUCACGUCAGCUAGGGCCACUACGUUUAUCUGAUAAUUGAGUUAUUAAAGGAUUUGGUUUCCUUGGGCUAAUAAAUCAAUAAACAGGAUUAACGCAGGAGUUGCCUUUUAAAUCAAGGAAAAUGUUUAAGGCGAGACCCUUUGAGCUUUGUUUUCAAACCAAACAGGUGAGCUGCAGCUCUUUCCCCAGCCCUGUAUUCUAGACUUUUUAGCCCUGCCCGCUGCCCCCUCUGAAAUGCUGUGUCCCAAACCAAAAUAAGACCUGAGGACCGGAGGCAGGAGUCAGGAUGUGGCAGCGCCACUCUCGAGCUUGGCGCUUUGCAGGUUCCGCUAGAGGUUCCAGACGUCUCCGGGCCAUUGUCUGUCCAGUUCUGCGUCCUGCUGCAGGGGUGAGGUCUCAGGGGAAGAGCAGGGGUCUGUCCUAGGUGGGCAUUCUAUCUGGAAGGGAUCUUUAACUUCUCCCCCAAGCAGGAACUAAUUUUCUCUCCUCCCCUCCUCCGAAUCAUUCUGCAUUUUCUUUCCUUCUUUCUGGCCUCCACAUCCUUAGCUUUCUCUACCCUCAUCUGAAGACCUAAAGAGGCUUUCAAGGACUUGACUUUGGUUUUCUUUGGCCAAGGAAACCACUCUUUCUCAAGCAAUUAUUUCAUAUCCUAUGAAAACUUUGGUCCAAUGGAAAACCUGAAACUGAAUUUAUGUACACAGUGCUCCUCCAGUACAAUGCGUUCCUAGUUAGAGUGUUCAUAGAGAAUUUGCCAUCACAUCUGAUAUUCUGUACUUGCAAUACAUUAUGUGGAAAGGAAAUGAUAACCUUAAACCAUCUGAUGUUGCCUCAACAGCCCAAAAGUGUUUUCCCUCCUUUGCAGAUGUAUAUUAAAUUAUUGGCAUAAAAAGAAACAUUGAAAUUAGUAUUUUUUUUAAUGGAAUGAACACCAUCCUUCUUAAAAUUCCAAAAUCUACUCCUUUUGGGUUGGUCUCUAACUCACUAACAUUGCUUUUGCCACACAAUCGAGAAAUAUCAAUCUAUUGGCUCUUCAUGAGAAGAGCUCUGGAGGCUAUCCAUGUUAAGUUUGUAUAUAUUUAUUUAUGCUUAAUUUAAUGGGAAUGUGUAAAUAUGGCGAGCAAGUAGUUUGGGAUUAUUUAUCUGUGAAUCUAUGCUUCUGUGAAUGGGUGGUUAAAAAUAAAACCGCUUGACCCUAGGUAGAAUCCUAUCUGAAUUUUUCUGUUCUUUAUAGACAAACUGUUAUGGUAUUGGAUAGAAAUUGGUUUAUUGUCCAGUGUUGAUCUGAUUUACAUAAAUAAAAAGAUUGUUGUGUUUUU
Molecule: messenger RNA, 5672 nt
Organism: Heterocephalus glaber (naked mole-rat)
Lineage: Eukaryota; Metazoa; Chordata; Mammalia; Rodentia; Bathyergidae
Source: RefSeq, a predicted model, not a curated record